Messenger RNA from Molossus molossus (Pallas's mastiff bat), 1878 nucleotides. It is a transcript of the gene RSL24D1, whose product is annotated as ribosomal L24 domain containing 1. The record is from RefSeq and is a predicted model, not a curated record. Gene Ontology annotation, cellular component: nucleolus. Gene Ontology annotation, biological process: ribosomal large subunit biogenesis. Lineage: Eukaryota; Metazoa; Chordata; Mammalia; Chiroptera; Molossidae. The transcript has 6 exons. Bases 113 to 607 code for a protein of 164 amino acids.
CGUUCGCCUCUUCCGGGUCGGAAACGCCGAAGAGAAUCACUUCCUGUGGCGGAGCUACGUCACUUCCUUUCGAGCUCGGCCCUUCGGUGGUGGGUCCCCACGCGCGUUCAACAUGCGUAUAGAAAAGUGUUACUUCUGUUCCGGGCCUAUAUACCCGGGCCACGGCAUGGUGUUCGUCCGCAACGACUGCAAGGUGUUCAGGUUUUGUAAAUCCAAGUGUCAUAAAAACUUUAAAAAGAAGCGCAAUCCUCGUAAGGUCAGGUGGACUAAAGCAUUCCGUAAAGCAGCUGGCAAAGAGCUCACGGUGGAUAAUUCAUUUGAAUUUGAAAAACGUAGAAAUGAACCUGUCAAAUACCAGCGAGAGCUGUGGAAUAAAACAGUUGAUGCAAUGAAGAGAGUUGAAGAGAUCAAACAGAAACGUCAAGCUAAAUUUAUAAUGAACAGGUUGAAGAAAAAUAAAGAACUACAGAAAGCUCAGGACAUCAAAGAAGUCAAGCAAAACAUUCAUCUUAUUCGGGCCCCUUUUGCAUGCAAAGGAAAGCAGCUGGAAGACAAAAUGGUACAGAAAUUACAAGAGGAUGUGGAGAUGGACAAUCUUACUGAUUAACCAUAUCUAUGAGUGCAUUGGAAAAUCUUCUUUAGAGACUUAGACACUCUAAGUUAUUGACUUAUUUUUUACAUAAGGUGACGCGAAUGAAAAGGUGAUUAAAAAUCCCUCUGUCCUACAUUACUAACUGCAAAACAUCAUAUAAUGUGGAUGCUAGAUUGCAUCUCAGUAUUAAACCUCCACUGACAAAUGUAUUUAGGUAAAUCAUGAAAAUUCUGUAAAUACAAAGUGAAUUGUAGAUAUAAAAUGACCAUACCACUUGGGUAAUGGCACCAGGUAGCCUUUAUGUAAUAACUAACGACAGACAGACAUGACUAAUGAUGGAUAAAAUAAAAUGUUCUUUGCAGUAAAAAUCUUCCCUUUAUUAAUGUUAUAGAAGGAGGGCUAUAGCAAGGAACUAACCAUCUGUGUGCUAAUGAGCUUCGGGUACUAAUAAUAUCUCUUUAUUUGAUUCCAAUAUUUCAUGUUUUGUUUAUUAGCAUCUUAGAAGAACAUAAUGGCCUCAUAUAUUGAAGCCCAGUUCUGCUGGACUGUUUUGACCUGGUUUAACUCUGGAUAGGCAGUUGUGGGUGUUGGGGUGAGAGCUAAAAAGAUGUUUCUGAAAUGGCACUCUGCUCUCUAAUUUCACUGGAGAAAAUUCUAAUUUGAGAUUCCUGGUAGAACAAGCUUUAUUUUUCCAGCCCAACAGUGAUUUAGAAGCAGAGGAAUCCAGAACCUUUCAACAUUUUUUGUGUGCUUUUCUUUUAAAAAGCUAAAAUUGAAUUUAUGUGUAGACUCUAUGUUAAUUGCAUAUAAAAACAUUUCUGUAGUAAGUGCCUACAUAUUUAUUACUUAAAGGUACUAAACAAAAUAUUGACUAAAUAACUUCACCCACAUGUACUACUGAUGUAGGAGAUAUAUUUAAAGAAAAGUAUAUACUUCCUGUUCCUGUAUUUUUAUGUUAUUUACAAGUAAGUAUAUUAAGAGUAUUAAGUAACUCAGUUUUUAUUUUUAUUUUUUAGGAUAGAAUUUAGAAUACAUUACACAUUCUUGGGGUUAUAUAAUAAUAUAGUAAUGACUAUAUUUUUACUUCAGCUUUAGUAAUAAAGUGGAAUCACUGGACCAAGGGUUAAAAUGACCUGAAUUCCAGUGUGGUUUUGCCUUUGUGUUCUUAUUUGUAAAAUAUGGCUCAUUUGUAAACAAUAUUAUUGAUAAUAAUUAGAGGAAAUAUAUAUGCAAUCAAAGAGAUUUAUAAAAUUACUUGAAAUUUUCACCCAUACUGUAUUCAUGUU